This is a messenger RNA of Triticum urartu, 303 nucleotides long. NCBI's taxonomy places the organism in Eukaryota, Viridiplantae, Streptophyta, Magnoliopsida, Poales, Poaceae. The record is from RefSeq and is a predicted model, not a curated record.
UUCGCCCGUUGGCUUCCCCCUCCCUUCCCCUCACGCGCGCGACCUCGUCGUUGUCGUCGGCUCGGAGAUCUCGCCUUCCCGCCGGCAGCAGCCAUGGACGCCGUCGACUCCGUGGUGGACCCCCUCCGCGAGUUCGCUGAGGACAGCGUCCGCCUCGUCCAGCGCUGCCACAAGCCCGACCGUAAGGAGUUCACCAAGGUGGCGGCGCGGAUGGUGAUCGGGUUCGUCGUCAUGGGUUUGGUUGGCUUCUUCAUCAAGCUCAUCUUCAUCCCCAUCAACAACAUCAUCGUCGGCUCCAGCUAG